Messenger RNA from Arabidopsis thaliana (thale cress), 455 nucleotides. RefSeq lists its product as uncharacterized. The record is from RefSeq and is marked reviewed. Bases 1 to 294 code for a protein of 97 amino acids. Lineage: Eukaryota; Viridiplantae; Streptophyta; Magnoliopsida; Brassicales; Brassicaceae. The transcript is spliced from 3 exons.
AUGUUGAAGAGCGGUGAGACCAAUGGUGUCCAAAGUAAUGUGGUAAGAGCAAGCAGCAGAAUGCGUGGACUGGCCGAGCCUGGCAUAAAGGAUAACCAAGGCAGGACAUGGAGAAGACUCAUCGUUACAGAUUGUUUCAUUUCCACCAAAGUGUGGUACUCUCUUUAUAAAGGAACUCUAGAAGCGACAAGAAAGAGGGUUAGGAUGUGUGACGAUGAAAGACAUAUCGACCUAACCAUGGUUGAAAUCAUUGGUUUGCAGGCAUUCACCACUGAUGGAGGUAUUGCUAGCUAGACAAUUGGUAUGAGUCGGUUUUGUUUAGUUAAAUCAAUUUGGUAAAACAGACAAAGUUGAGUUCUUUCUAGCACUUGGUCGGAUUUCUAUUUUGCGGUUUAUGUUAAGAAAUAUGUAAAAUUUACUGCUUAAACUAGAAAUCGAUAAAUCAUCUCGCAUUC